AUGAUUCCAGUGAUCCACCUCGUGACUUUCCACGGCUUUUGCCCUUUCCAGUUUCAGGACAUAGUGCUUCUCUACAAGUUGAGUUAUCGGAGGAACAUUGUAACAUUAUUCAUGAGAAGUUGCUGAAGCAGUUUCAGUCAGCCAUUGCGAAAAAGGAACAAGCUGAGACCAGAGCUAAUAAAUUCAGACAGCUUUGUGAGGAAAAAAACAUUAAACCGAACGUUUUCGUUAAAAAUUUGCGAAAACUUCAGCAGGCUAAAAAUGUUGCUCGCAACGCGGAAUUGGAAGCUGAAAAGCUGAAUUCAUUUUUGCAGCAGUUUGAGGAGAGACGCACAUAA
Molecule: messenger RNA, 338 nt
Organism: Enterobius vermicularis (human pinworm)
Lineage: Eukaryota; Metazoa; Nematoda; Chromadorea; Rhabditida; Oxyuridae
Source: the annotation of a GenBank genome assembly